Molecule: messenger RNA, 6585 nt
Organism: Cydia pomonella (codling moth)
Lineage: Eukaryota; Metazoa; Arthropoda; Insecta; Lepidoptera; Tortricidae
Product: ATP-dependent translocase ABCB1-like
Exons: 24
Coding region: 1987-5688 (1233 amino acids)
Biological process (GO): transmembrane transport
Cellular component (GO): membrane
Molecular function (GO): ABC-type transporter activity; ATP hydrolysis activity; ATP binding
Source: RefSeq, a predicted model, not a curated record
UGUGCGUGUGUGUGUGCGUGUGUGUGUGUGUGUGUGUGCGUGUGUGCGCGUGUGUGUGUGUGCGUGCGUGCGUGCGUCUGUGCGUGUGCGUGUGCGUGCACGUGCGCGUGCGCGUGCGUGUGUGUGUGUGUGUGUGUGUGUAUCAGGGUAAGAUCUGUUCAUAAUCUAGUGACAACAACAAGGACUACAGUUUUUUCUUACAGAUGUUUAUGUAGGGGAUAAAUGUUUAGUUUUGUUAAAAUCUUAUCCUACUUGUUACUGGACAUACCAAACACUUCCGAUUCGAAUGAAUUUUACUUGAUGUACUAUAAAAAAUAAACACUAUAGGGGAAAUAUAUUGGAAAAAAUUUAAGUUUCAUGGAAAACUGGGAAAUAGAUGUUCUUUUAAAAGGACGAUAGCAACAUGUACUACCAUGAAUGAGCGUAAAGGACGCCUCUCUAUAACAAAUGUUGAUUCAAAUUAAAACUCAAGUAUAUUAUUAAACAGUUUUAUUUAGAAGUAUGAAAAUUUUCAAAACAAAACUUAGGGGGCAAAGUUACGACACAUUUUGGGCAUAUGAAAUUUGCUUUUUUAUGGCAUUCGAUACACCGAAGCUGAGUAUCUCUGUAACGUAUUAUAUUAUAUGAUCUUUCCCGUCAAAGCGUGAACAAUCACGGAACAUUUGGGAUGUUCGUGUAUCUCUCCGUUUUAUUUUUUUUAUAAAUUUCAAGAAAAGCUGAUGCUAAAUAUCUGCGAACAUUCAGAAAGUCGUAUGCGUAGCCAUGUCUAGUGCGUGACAACUCUAUAUCGGACUGACUGAUCUGAUUGGACCUAUCGACGCCGUCCAUAUUCUCAUUAUACUUCUCUAUUACAGUUGGCAUCUACUAGUGUGUACUUUUUUUGUUGCUGUGAAAAUCUCUUUACUUUUGCCAAAGGUUCUAUUGUUACUGCAUUAGAUGCAACUGUAACAACGCUGUUAGCAUGCCACUUGCAAACUACUAUUUGUUUAUUUCGGGUUGACUGAUAUUGGAAUGUUCCCCGAGGGGACUUCUGUAGUGCCUCGUUUUGCCACACGAUUUUCACGCACAGGUCCAGUGGCUUGAAAUCCUCGAACUCGUAAUUCAUCAAUCUUCAACCACAUAUCUUCUGAUUCCACGCGUCUCCGUUUUGAAAGUUGGAUUAGUGGUACAUCCUUGUAAUCACUGGAGUCUCUUUCCGAUCCAAAACAAACCAUCCGGGUAAAUUGUUCAAAUUCACUUGGUUUUCAUCCCCAGAGCAUUGCAGUUUUUGGGAGGCAAAAUAAUGAUAGACUUAAAUUAAGAAACUAUUAUCUCAUAUGUAUUGAUUAUAUCUCAGUAAAUGACAUUCGAUAGCGAGAAAGUUAAGGAAAAUGUAUGGAGUAAUUGUAUAAUUUGUAUAGUUAUAGUACCUCUACCGGUCACCUAAAGAAUUAAAAAUGUUAACUGGUACCAAUUGACUAUGAGUUUCGCUAACGUUAAUUUGGAGAUGUGGCUAAUUUCACAUCAAACGAAGCACUCUCGUUCUAACUUUACCGAAAAGACUGGGUAGGUACGCACAACAAACAGGAAAACGUUAUUAUUUAAAUAUUUACCCUAUUAAUUUAAAGCGCUAAUUUAAAUUGUCACUUUAUUACGGACUUAACCUACAUAAAGAUUUGACGUAGCCAUAGUUACGAAAAUAAUAAACACGCCAAACGUCAGUAGAAACAAGUAAACAAUGCUUUAUUCAAAGAAAUGCAAAAUAUAUACGAUGAAUAUGUGAAAUAUCAUUAAUUAUCGUGUUAAGAUUGUAAUUGUGCUUGUUAAAAAGUAUGAAACAAAUUAUACAGCUCGAUCUAGAGGCUACUGACGCUAUUAUACUGUUGGCUAAUGGCUACGCUAUAAUAUAAGUUAUGAUUACGUUGAAAAUAAGUAGUACACACAGAUUCUGAACCACCAACAAAAGUUUUUCAAGAUAGUUUUGAAUUCCUGUUUCCAAACUGAAACAUGAAUGGACCUGAAAGCGAAGUAAAAGAAGACGUACCUAGCAUAUCAUUUUUCACAUUGUAUCGAUUCGCGACCACAAAAGACAAAAUCUUCAUAUUUCUGGCGAUAAUAUGUUCCAUGCUGGCCGGAACCACGACGCCGUUCAACACAUUGCUGUUCUCUUCCUUGCUCCAAAGCAUGGUAGACUACGGUAUUUCAGUAAUGAUGGGUGCCCCUGAUGACGACGCUUUCCUCAAAGCGAUUAGGAACUUUGCUAUAUACAACUGUUCUUUGGGCGUGGCACUUGUGAUCCUGUCCUAUGCUGCUACAGUUCUAAUGAACAUAGCCGCUUAUAAUCAGAUCUACAAAAUGCGACAGGAAUACUUGAAAGCAGCAUUAAAUCAAGAUUUUGAAUAUUUCGAUACUCAUCAAACCGGGGAUUUUGCUUUUAAAAUGUCUGACGAUGUAGUAAAAGUGGAAGACGGUAUGGGGGAGAAAUUGGCCACAUUUAUAUUCUUCCAAUCAGCUUUCAUUAGUUCGAUAACUAUGGCUUUAAUAAAGGGUUGGAAACUAGCACUGCUGUGUUUGAUAUCCUUUCCAGUGACGCUGUUUCUCGUUGGACUUGCCGGAUUGAUAGCUUCUAAACUAUCAAAGGAGGAAGCUAAAGCAUCUGGCAAAGCGGGAUCUAUAGCCGAAGAAGUCAUUAGCGCAGUCCGCACGGUUUACGCGUUUAGUGGACAGCAAAAAGAAAUAGAAAGAUAUCAAGGGCACUUACAAGACGUAAGAAGAAUAAAUAUUAAGAAAGGGUUAUUCAACGGCAUGGCAAUGGGAACACUGUUCUUCUGCAUUUUCUGCGCAUAUGCUCUAUCGUUUUGGUUCGGUUACAAACUUCUUUCGGACCCAGAGGAGAACUACGAUGUGGAAACUAUGAUAGCUGUAUUUUUCGGAGUCAUGAUGGGAUCAGCUAAUUUCGGCAUAUCAUCAACUCUGAUGGAAGUGUUCGGGAUAGCAAAGGGUGCAGGCGCGCAAAUCUUCUUUGUGAUCGACAACGUGCCUUCGAUCAACCCACUACUGAACCGCGGUGUCACCCCCAGUUCCAUUGAGGGCAACAUCGAGUUGAAGAACGUCUUCUUCCACUAUCCUUCUAGACCUGAUGUCCCAGUGCUGAAGGGGGUAGACCUCAGAGUAAAAAGAGGGCAGUCAGUGGCGCUCGUCGGGCACUCAGGCUGUGGCAAGUCUACCAUCAUUCAGCUCUUAUCCAGAUACUAUGACGUCAUCGACGGAAGCGUGCGUGUGGACGGACAUGACGUACGAGAGUUGUCAGUGCAAUGGCUGCGUGCGCAGAUCGGGCUGGUGGGGCAAGAACCUGUGCUAUUCAACACGACCGUCCGCGAGAACAUCCGCUACGGCCGAGAGGACGCCUCCGACGCCGAUAUAGAGGCUGCCGCAAAGCAGGCCAACGCGCACCAGUUUAUAAUUAAGCUCCCCAAGGGCUACGACACGCUGGUCGGAGAACGCGGUGCUUCAAUGUCAGGUGGACAAAAGCAGCGUAUUGCCAUCGCCCGCGCUCUGGUGCGAAACCCUAGCAUCUUGUUGUUGGAUGAGGCCACCAGCGCUCUUGACACUUCGUCAGAAGCGAAAGUACAAAAGGCACUCGAUAAGGCCCAGGAAGGACGUACCACAAUUGUAGUAGCACACAGAUUGUCAACAAUAAGGAACGCUGAUGUAAUAUAUGUGUUUAAGAGCGGAGUGGUCGUAGAGACAGGAAAUCAUGACGAGCUAAUGAGAAUCAAAGGACAUUAUUAUGACAUGGUUAUGCUGCAAACAUUCCCAGGCGCUGAAGAAUCAGUCUGUAAUUUUCUAGGUGAUAAGCGGCCAUCAUUAACUCGAGAGAUUUCAGUCAGAAGUGAAAAGGAUGAGGACGAUUUUAUUCCAAUGAAUACUGAGGUUUCUGACGCUAAAGAUGUAGCCAAUGACGUUUCAUUCUUGCAAGUCCUCAAGCUAAACAAGCCAGAAUGGAAAUCCAUCACUGCUGCCAGUCUCUGUUCUCUGAUAAGCGGAUUUGCGAUGCCAAUGCUUGCUAUUAUUUUAGGAGAUUUUAUUGGGAUUCUAUCCCAUCCAGAUCCGGAUGUAGUCCAGGCAGAAGUCCAAAGAUAUGCACUUAUUUUCGUAGGAAUUGGUAUCUUCUCGGGAAUUGCGAAUUUUAUACAAGUAUUCUUGUACGGCGUAGCGGGAGAACACCUGACUGAGCGGCUCCGUCGUAUGCUGUUUGGAAAGCUGUUGCAGCAAGAAAUUGCGUUUUACGACGACAAGGACAACUCCACGGGCGCUCUCUGCGCUCGCCUGGCUGGCGAGGCAGCUUCAGUGCAAGGAGCCACGGGCCAAAGAAUUGGCACAGUCCUAUCGGCCAUUGGUACCUUUGGGUUCGCUCUAGUCCUUUCUCUCAUAUAUGAAUGGAGGGUUGGAUUAGUCGCGUUAACUUUCGUACCAAUUAUGGUCGCAAUCUUAUAUAAGGAAGGAAGAAUGGUCAGUGCGCAAUCGUUUGGGGCAGCUAAAACCAUGGAAUCCAGUUCUAAGAUAGCUGUAGAAGCAGUUGCAAACGUCCGAACAGUGGCCUCACUUGGUAGAGAAGAACAAUUCGUUACGGAAUACAGUGUCAAGCUAUUGCCCGGCUUAGCCCUCGCUAAGAAAGCCACACACUAUCGUGGCAUCGUAUUUGGUCUAUCCAGAGGACUUUUUAAUUUUGUUUACGCUGCGGCGAUGUAUUAUGGUGGAACUCUCAUCGUAUAUGACCAAAUUAGUUAUGAUGUUGUUUUGAAAUCGGCACAGGCGUUACUCAUGGGGGCGUCCUCGGCGGCACAAGCAUUUGCAUUUGCUCCCAACUUCCAAAAGGGGAUCAAAGCUGCUGGUCGUAUUAUUGUACUGCUGAACAGAGAAUCCAAAAUUAGAGAUCCAGAUCAACCCGCGGUUAAGGAUUUCAAAGGAACUGGCGAAUCCAGCUUGCAAGGAGUAUUUUUCAAAUACCCCACACGGCCUAUGAUAAGCGUGCUCAACGACUUAAACCUUGAAGUAGAAAAAGGCAAGACCGUCGCUUUGGUAGGGGCCAGUGGGUGCGGAAAGAGCACUGUCAUACAACUGCUUGAACGAUACUACGAUCCUGAUGAAGGCUUAGUCGCUCAAGAUGGCGUGCCACUAACAAAAAUUCGUCUUCAUGAAGCCAGAAGGACCGUCGGUUUUGUGCAACAGGAGCCUAUCCUAUUCGACCGCACGAUUGGCGAGAACAUUGCUUACGGAGACAAUGCGCGCAAACCGAGUCAAAACGAAAUCGAAGCCGCUGCUAAACAAGCUAAUAUUCAUAAUUUCAUUACGUCUCUACCAUUGGGUUACGAUACGAAUAUCGGCUCAAAAGGUACUCAACUAUCCGGAGGACAGAAGCAAAGGGUAGCCAUCGCUAGAGCGUUGAUAAGGAAACCACAAAUGCUACUGCUGGAUGAAGCUACCAGCGCACUGGACACGGAGAGUGAGAAGGUGGUACAAGAAGCUCUGGACUUGGCAAAGGCCGGGCGCACGUGCGUGAUGAUCGCGCACCGCCUGAGCACAGUGCGGGACGCCGACACCAUCUGCGUCGUGCACGACGGACGCGUGGCCGAGCGCGGCACGCACCAGGAGCUCAUGGACCUCAGGAAACUGUACUACAACCUCAACCGGCGCGGAUAUUCAUAGAAAAGUCUAAUGGAAGUUUCGUUACAAUGUUGUAAUAAUUGUUUGUGUUUUUUGCCCUUUCUAGUUUUUGGAACAAAAAUUAAACAAUUUGUAACCUGCCGAUUCAGAGCCUACAGGUAAAUUUCUUUUUGGUGUCAGUUCAGUGGUAAUUUUAAAUUAUUAGGUAUUUAUUGCAACUAAAACACUCUGGGCAUCCAGGCAUUGAUGUCUUUAAAAAAUACUAGAAUAUAAUAAGGGACUGAGAUUUUGUUUAAUUGUGAACUUGAAAUAGUGAAUUAGGGAUUAAAUAUAACUUUAUGAGAUUUUGGAUGGUAAAAAAUUUCAUGAUUCUUAAGAUUCAGUCCAAACGAAAGUACUUAGGUAAGUAUUCUAUUUGGGCACAAUUUCAUUCAGUCUUGUUUAUUAAUUUCCAUAUUGAACUAAGUAUUAAUACACUGCAUUUUUUCUACUACUACUGCCACUAUUACUAUUAUAACUACUUCUACUAUAGUGUAGUACUAGCAUACUAUUGGGCGCACAAAACUGCAUGAAAGUUACUAUAUUGUUAACUAAGUACAUACUAAGGUAUUGGGGUGGAUGUACCAGGCCCAAUUUUUAGAGGGACUUUGUACAAUACCAGUACCAGUAUCCACCAGCUUUUACCAUCAAUAAAAUUUGUAAUAAAUGAUACUUAAUUUGAGGUAUAAUUUACAAUUUCAUAAAUUUCCUUUCAAGACUAAAAAACCACAAUAAUAAAAUUGGAAGACUAAGAAAACAAGUUUGAAUUGAUGGACUACUGGUACACUCACCCUACUUAAUUUAUUAUAUUAAAUACUAAGUGAAAAAAUCAACAUGAUUUAUUUUUUUACUUAUUUAUAAUACAGAUUUUACAUUCAAGUAAAAACCUUACCAAAGUCA